AACGCCACCAACAUUAACGUCAUAUUACUUAUCUUGAUUGGUUCUCAUGGCUGAUAUCGUGAAACAGAUUUUAGUGAGACCUAUUCAAUUAGCGGAUCAGAUAACCAAAGCCGCCGACGAGGCUUACUCCUUCCGACAAGAAUGUCUAGAGGUCAAAGCCAAGACCGAAAAGCUCGCCGGUCUCCUCCGUCAAGCGGCGCGUGCAAGCAACGACCUCUACGAACGUCCCACGCGCCGCAUCAUCGACGACACGGAGCAAGUCCUCUUCAAAGCCAUAGCCCUCGUCGAGAAAUGCCGCGCCACGGGGCUGAUGAAACGCCUCUUCACCAUCAUCCCCGCCGCCGCGUUUAGGAAGAUCACGAUGCAGUUAGAGAAUUCGCUCGGAGACGUCUCUUGGCUCCUCCGCGUCUCCGCCUCGGGGGACGACCGUGACGACGAGUACUUAGGUGGUCUCCCUCCUAUCGCUGCAAACGAACCUAUCCUCUGUUUGAUAUGGGAGCAAGUCGCUAUCCUCUUCACAGGCUCCCUCGACGACCGUUCCGACGCGGCGGCUUCCCUCGUGUCGCUCGCACGUGACAAUGAUCGAUACGGGAGGUUGAUUAUUGAAGAAGGUGGGGUGCCUCCGUUGUUGAAACUUGCUAAAGAAGGGAAACUUGAAGGGCAAGAAAACGCGGCUCGGGCCAUUGGUUUAUUAGGGCGAGACCCUGAGAGCGUCGAGCAGAUCGUUAACUCAGGUGUGUGUCAAGUCUUUGCGAAGAUUCUCAAAGAAGGUCAUAUGAAGGUUCAGACCGUUGUUGCAUGGGCUGUGUCGGAACUAGCAUCUAAUCAUCCCAAAUGUCAAGACCAUUUCGCUCAGAACAACAUCAUACGCUUCCUCGUGAGCCAUCUCGCUUUCGAGACGGUUCAAGAGCAUAGCAAAUACGCUAUCGUGAGUAACAAGCAAAGUCUGUCUUCUAUCCACACGGUUGUGAUGGCUAGCAACACGAACCCGAGUGAUAAGAGCCACGACCAGGACGAGACAAACAGCAAUAUUUCACAUCCUAUGAGUAACCAAACACCGAGCCAGAUGCACAGUUUGGUUGCAAACACGUUUGCAAUAAAGGGUUCGGGUUCUGGUUCGGGUUCGGGUUCGGGUUCGGGUACUAAUAAGAAUCAGACGAAACAAAGUAAUCAACAACACCAGCAUCAUACAAAAGGUGGUCCAACUCCAAGAGGGAACAAUCCAACACAUGUUUCUUUGAUGGGGACAAGCAUUAAAGGAAGAGAGUAUGAGGAUCCAGAAACUAAAGCUCAGAUGAAAGCAAUGGCUGCAAGAGCAUUGUGGCAACUCUCAAGAGGGAAUCUCCAAAUAUGUAGAAGCAUAACAGAAUCAAGAGCAUUGCUCUGUUUCGCGGUUUUGUUAGAGAAAGGAGACGACGAAGUCAAGUCAUAUUCUGCAUUAGCAAUGAUGGAGAUCACUGACGUUGCUGAGCAAUACUCUGAGCUAAGACGGUCUGCCUUCAAACCAACCUCUCCUGCUGCUAAAGCUGUGGUUGAACAGCUACUAAAAGUGAUCGAAAACGAAGUACCGGACCUUCUAAUCCCGUGUGUCAAAUCGAUAGGUAGUCUCUCAAGAACUUUCCGUGCAACGGAGACAAGAAUCAUUGCACCACUUGUGAAGCUUCUUGAUGAAAGAGGAGCUGAGGUUUCAAUGGAAGCAGCCGUGGCGCUUAUCAAGUUCGCAUGUACUGAGAAUUUCUUGCGCGAUAACCACUCUAAGGCCAUCAUAGCAGCAGGAGGUGCAAAGCAUUUGAUUCAGCUGGUGUAUUUUGGAGAACAGAUGGUUCAAGCCCCGGCGUUGGUACUACUAUGUUACAUUGCAUUGAAUGUACCGGACAGUGAGACUCUAGCGCAAGAAGAGGUCCUUGUUGUGCUUGAAUGGUCGACAAAGCAAUCUCAUUUGGUUGAAGCACCGACCAUUGAUGAGAUUUUGCCAGAGGCAAAGAGUAGAUUGGAGCUUUAUCAAUCUAGAGGGUCAAGAGGAUUUCAUUGAUGAGCUUCACUCUCUAGUAUGAACACUCUCUUUUUUUGUUUUCUUCUUUGAUGUGUUCUAUUUGUCUUCUCCAUUGUUUGAUGAUACUCUUUGUAUAUACAUUGGUGAUGCUCAUAGACAUUGUUUUAAGUGUAUAGAAUGUGUUGUAAGUCAAAACUAUAUAUUUAUUUUAGGUUAUUAUAUAUAGGAUAGUCUCAUGUGUCAUGUGGAUUUCAAUUUUGUCAGGCUAAUUUCAUAGUAUUUUGUUUGUAAAUACAUGGAUUAUGACCUUUCUGCCAUUGUUGAAGAGUGUCUAGCCUUUUUGGUUGCACAUGUUCUGACCUCUGUAUAGGCAUUUCAAAGCUUGUCUACAAGUCAGACUGUCAAGAACUCAUUCACCUUUUUCAGAGAAUAGGUCAAAUGAUGUUCACCGGAUCUAUUCGCUAUUCGAUCAUUUAUCUUGGUUGUUGAUGAUUUGUAUCUUCAUCUUGUAUUUCAUUUGGCAUGUUAUAUGGUUCUUGUGGUGGCUGGUUAUGCCUUUUUAUCUUGUAGUAUUUCCUCCUCUAAUGGAGUUUGAAACUACAAAUGAAUGGAAGUAUGGUUUGUCCAAAAAAAAUACAUGGUUUAUGUUUUCCAAUUUUUAUUGUUCCAUUUUCUAAGUACAUUAAUUGGAUAGUUUACAAACAAGACGUGUGAUUAACAGAGAAAGUGCAUAAAAAAAGUAAACAACAAUUGUGAAAACAUUGCUAUAAGUCUCUUUAGACUGACUUAUAUUGUAAUCAUGUUUUUGGUUUAGGCGUUUAGGUUCGUUUCAUUGACCAAAAACUAAGGACCUGAACUUGUGAUUAUACAUAAAACAUACUGUUAAGUGUUAAACUUUAAUUUUUGGACAACUUUAAAAAAAAACAGAUACAAACAGAAAGUAAUCGUGAAAAUAUAAAACUGAUUUCCUAUUAUCUGAAAUUUUGAACCAUACAACUGGUUUUUACACAAACACUUCGAAAGUGAAAGUGUACAAACAUCCCAUCCAAU
This is a messenger RNA of Brassica rapa (field mustard), 3043 nucleotides long. RefSeq lists its product as uncharacterized. Gene Ontology annotation, biological process: cell surface receptor signaling pathway. NCBI's taxonomy places the organism in Eukaryota, Viridiplantae, Streptophyta, Magnoliopsida, Brassicales, Brassicaceae. Gene Ontology annotation, molecular function: protein binding. The record is from RefSeq and is a predicted model, not a curated record.